Molecule: messenger RNA, 751 nt
Organism: Musa acuminata AAA Group (dessert banana)
Lineage: Eukaryota; Viridiplantae; Streptophyta; Magnoliopsida; Zingiberales; Musaceae
Product: beta-carotene isomerase D27, chloroplastic-like
Exons: 6
Coding region: 50-751 (233 amino acids)
Biological process (GO): strigolactone biosynthetic process
Cellular component (GO): plastid
Molecular function (GO): cis-trans isomerase activity; iron ion binding
Source: RefSeq, a predicted model, not a curated record
UCAUCAUGGGGGGCUACGAAGUCUUCCAGGGAGCAGAAGACCACAAGGGAUGGAGUUGGGCCAACAGAGGCCGCCGAGUAGAAAUCUCCGGCGUUCGGUGGUUGUGAUGAGGGUGACCACCGACGAGAGGGUGGUGGCGGCGGCGGCACCGAGGGACAAGACUGUGUACAAGGACAACUGGUUCGAGCGUCUCGCCAUCCACCACCUUUCAAGCGCCAUUGAAGCCACCACAGGCAUGACAAACAAGAAGGAAGGAUAUGAGAGCUUAGUUGCGGCAGCAAUCAUGAUUUCUAAGAAAUUUGAUACCAAAGCACAGCAGGGCUUGGUGAUCAGAUCUCUCCAGGAGGCCUUUCCAUCAGCCAUUCUAACAAUGAUAAAGAUUUUACUUCCACCUUCAACAUUUUCAAGAGAGUACUUUGCAGCUUUCACUACCAUGUUCUUCCCUUGGCUGAUUGGCCGCUGCGAGGUCAGGAAAUCUGAAAUCAAGGGGAAAUCAGAGAAAAAUGUGGUUUACAUCCCCAAAUGCAGGUUUCUUGAGAGCACCAACUGUGUUGGGAUGUGCACAAACUUAUGCAAGAUUCCAAGUCAGAAGUUCAUCCAGGAUUCACUUGGCAUGCCUAUCUAUAUGGUUCCAAAUUUUGAAGACAUGAGCUGUGAGAUGAUCUUUGGUCAGCAACCACCUCUUGAUGAUCCUGCACUAAAGCAACCAUGCUACCACAAAUCCUGUAAUGACAUCAACCCAAGCAUGUAG